AUAUGUGUGUCUGUGUGUGUGCAUCUGUGUGUGCGCCUGCUCAUGUGCGUUUGUAUGUGUGUGUGGGGGUAUGUGUGUGCCUGCUCGCGUGCGGGUGUGUGUGUGAUAGAUUCAGGUCCUUAUUUAAUCCAUAGUCGUCCUGCAAGUAUAAUGUGUGUAUAAUGGCGUACGGGCAUAAGGGGAGUGGAAAAACCCACACCAUGAUGGGCUCCCAGGGGCCCCCCGGGUCCCCUCAGCCAGGCGCCCCCCAGUGUGUCUCCUCCCCCGGGGACCAGCAGGGCAUCAUCCCCCAAGCUGCUGUGGAGCUCUUCAGGCUUGACUACUGCAAUGGUCUUCUCUAUGGCACCACCAACAAAGUCCUCAAAAAACGUCAAUAUGUCCAGAACUCAGCUGCACGCCUCCUCACUGGUACCCGCUCCAGAGAACACAUCACACCUGUCCUCCGUGAACUCCAUUGGCUUCCAAUUAAACACAGAAUCAACUACAAAAUCUUACUCAUCACCUACAAGGCCCUCAACAGCCUAGCCCCCCCCUACCUUGCCGACCUCCUCCAUCACCACGCCCCCUCCCGAUUCCUCAGGUCCAAUUCUGCCAACCUGCUACAAGUUCCACGGACUGAGCGACGGACUUGGGGUGAUCGGGCCUUCUCAGUUGCUGCCCCCACCCUUUGGAAUUCACUCCCCUCCCACAUCAAAGUCUCUCCAACCCUCUCUUCUUUCAAAUCUGCCCUCAAAACAUACCUUUUCACACUAGCCUUCCCCACCUAACUCCCAACUUAUUCUUCAUGUUUAACCUCUGUUUUUCUUUUAUUCCUAGUCUGUCUUACAUAGUUUUGAUAGGGCAAUAUGUAAAGCGUCUUAGAGUACCAUAUUAAGCGCUAUAUAAAUUUCAUUUAUUAUUAUUAUUAUUAUUAUUUUAGAUAUUAUAUAGCCUAUUUGUUUUGUUAAAUGACAGUAAGCCUAAUAAGGUAUAUUAUACACAAAGUUCUUCGUUAUAGAGUGAUAUAUUAGUUGUAAUUUGGGGCGUAUUCAAAUAAUGUAUUUUAUAUAUUAUAUAUAGCCUUUUUGUUUUGUUAAAUGUCAUUAAGCCUAAUAAGGUAUGUUAUGCACAAAGUUCUUCGUUAUAGAGUGAUAUAGGUUAAUAUAAGUGGAAGAUGUGGAAGAAUUUGUCACCAUGGUACAAGCGGUAGUGACGCCUGGUUAGUAAUCAAGAAGGUGGUUGUUCGAUUCUCUCCGGGGUCAGAUACAUUUCUGCUCUUUCAGUCAAACUUACUGACGCAAUCGGCCUCUUUCAUUUGAACAUUUUUGUAUGAUUUAGUACGAUGGUAUGAUAAUUAUACGACGUAAUGACGGGCUGCGACGCCUGGCUGAUAUCGGCUGGCUGGCUGCGACGACAGGCCAGCCACGGCUGGCCGCUGUCUGCCGCUGGCCGCUGGCUGCGGCUGGCAGCUGGCUCUGGCAGGCUGACCGACUAGGUCGUGACCAUAAAAGCGUCGCAACCCUUUUGGCGGCAAAUAGGUCGCAACCAACCAGAGGUAUGGCUGAAUGAGCGACCUGUGGCAGCCAGCCAUUGUCACCAUGGCUGCUACCAUAACAAAAAGCCUAUAUGUUAUCAGUUAACAUUUCAUUGAACAGAAUAAAUAGACUUGCGUCAGUAUAAUAAAAACGUACAUACAAUAAUAUAUAGGCCUAUUGGUCUAUCCAUCUAUAUUUAAGUAAUACAGUGAUGUGUACAAAUUUAUAUUGAUUAUAUUGUAUAGCCUAUUCAUCUGUUAAAUGUCAAAGACUAUUAAAAUAUCCUAUGAAGAAAGUUAUAGUGUAAUAUACAACACUGUCGAAAUGUAUCGAAUAAAAUAUAGGGGGUAACACCAGGGACGCGGGAAGUCAGUGCCAGGGGGGGGGGGUGCUGAGAGAGAGUCUAUAUAAUGACGUCAUAAUAAAUGCUGCGCAACAUCCAUUGUUUACAGAGACGAGAUGACGGGUGACGUCACAUUCACAGCUCCGCUCUGAUAAACACUCUACUGGUAUGUAAAAAGAGUUCUGCCAACUAGCCAAUGUUAUUCACAAACGUUAGCAAGUAAACAAUGUGGAAAUUAUGCCUAACCCACUGGAGACCGCGGCUCAAUUUCUGUGGAAAACACAAUAUCUUUAAUUUUAAACAUAACGCUAUCAUGUCAUAUAUAACCACAGACAAAUUUAAAUUACAAAUCUCAGUGGGAAGUGGAGAGAGCUGUGAGCUUACCCCCUGGAGACCGGGGUUCCGGUUGAUGUCGUCUGUUGGAAGACUCUUAUCGCUAUUACAUGCGAAUUAUAAAGUCAAGUAUAACCAUUGUGUUGACCUUAUCCGGUGUCUUGAUGGUGCAUUGAUAAUUUCGGAGGUUAACACUCUAAACAGCUCAGGUUCGGAUCCCCGCAAAAACGUCAACAGGGGUACCACUGUCGUUUUUUAUUGGUCAACAUGGAAAAAACAUGAGGGGUAACUCUGUCGUUUUUUAUCGGCCGUCAUGAAAUAAACAUAAUGGGUAACACUGUCGAUAUUUAUCAAAUAAAACAUAGGGGGUAACACUGUUGUUUUUCUUUGGUCGUCAUGAAAAAAAACAUAAGGGUUGAAAAAAAACAUAACUGUUGUUUUUUAUUGGUCGUCAUGAAAAAAAACGUAAGGGGUAACACUGUUGUUUUUUA
This is a messenger RNA of Gadus macrocephalus (Pacific cod), 2681 nucleotides long. RefSeq lists its product as uncharacterized. The record is from RefSeq and is a predicted model, not a curated record. The coding region runs from base 162 to 767 and encodes 201 amino acids. Gene Ontology annotation, molecular function: microtubule motor activity; microtubule binding; ATP binding. The transcript has 2 exons. Gene Ontology annotation, biological process: microtubule-based movement. NCBI's taxonomy places the organism in Eukaryota, Metazoa, Chordata, Actinopteri, Gadiformes, Gadidae.